CGGCUGGACUCGAGCGAUGCUGCUGCUGCUGAUGUCAGAGCGCCGAGGCUGAGGCUGAGAUGAUGGAGAGCGCGCUCGCAGCUGCCCCGAGUCUCUAAUACAGCGCGUUUGACAGCGCCUCUUCAUAAGGAUGGACGGCAAUGUCUUCCCCGACCAAGAGCAGCUGCUGGUUUUCCUGAAGAAGCUCAAAGAAGUGUUCGACGUGUGCGACGAGGACGCAGACGGAUAUAUCCGCGUUGAGCACUUCGUGGACCUCGGUCUACAGUUUGGCCAAGGAGAUGAAGUGAAGAAGUUUGCCAAGUACUUGGAUCCCAACGCUCAUGGCAGAAUUAACUUCAAAGAUUUCUGUCACGGAGUGUUUGCAAUCAAAGGCUGUGAGGAGAUCCUGAAAUCAGCUCUUGGGACCCCCAACAUCAGUGCACAGUCAUACCAGAUGGACAAUGGCUACUACUAUCAGCACGGGGAGGGGAGUCUGGGACCCCCGAUCAUUGUGUGCACACGGCCGUACCCAGAGUGCCAGCUGUAUUCUGAUGAGGAAGCUAUGGGCGGCCGGGACGUGCAGGAGGCAGACAUGGACAGUGCCGGAGACAGCGGGGCAGGCUCUGAAUCCUCUGAAGGAGGACGCCAUGAUGAUAAAGAAGAAGGACUGGGGGGACUCUUUUUGCGUGGAAACAACUGUGGUCAGAUGGUGUCGUCGGCAGCCGCAUCGGUAAUCUCGGUGGAGGAGCAGUUUGAGGACUAUGGAGAGGGAGAAGAUGUGGACUUCACUCCCAGCAGCCCCAUCCCUGAUGAUGACACACGCACCAAUGGUUUCUCUGACUUGGGCUCCUCUCUGCCCUCCAGUGCUGGUCAGACCCCUCAGAAGAUCAGGCACCUGUACAACAGUGAGCUGCUGGAUGUGUACUGCUCUCAGUGCUGCAAGAAAGUCAACCUGCUCAAUGACCUAGAAGCCAGACUCAAGAACCUCAAAGCUAACAGCCCAAACAGGAAAAUUUCCAGUACAGCAUUUGGUCGCCAGCUCUUUCACCACAGUAACUUCAGCAGCAGUCAGGGCAGCACAGAGGACCUGUUCAGAGACAGCAUCGACUCCUGUGACAUCGACAUCACUGAGAAGGUGACUUAUUUGGAAAAGAAGAUAACAGAGCUUGAGAACGACAGUCUGGCUAAUGGAGAUCUGAAAUCCAAACUUAAACAGGAAAACACACAACUAGUUCACAGGGUACAUGAGCUGGAGGAGCAGAUCAAAGAUCAGGAGACGCGUGCAGAGCAAUGUUUAGAGGAGGAGCUGAAGAGACACAGAGAGGCCUACAGUAAGAUGGAGAGAGACAAGAGCACGGAGAUCGAAAUGCUUAGUAACAGGGUCCAGCAGCUAGAAGAGGAGAAUGCAGAGAUGAAAGUGAAUGUGUGCAGACUCAAGUCUCAAACUGAGAAACUGGACCAGGAGAAGCAGCGUAUGACAGAUAAACUGGAAGACACAAGCCUGCGUUUGAAGGAUGAGAUGGAUCUGUACAGGAAAAUGAUGGAUAAACUUUGGCAGAACAGACACGAGUUUCAGAAGGAGCGAGAGGCCAUGCAAGAGCUGAUAGAGGACCUGCGGCGUGAACUGGAGCACCUUCAGCUCUUUAAACUGGAGACUGAGAAGCCCGGCCGUGGCCGUACCGCUGCAGGACUGUCCGAGUACAACGCCAAGACUCGAGAGAUUGAACUGGAGCAUGAAGUAAAACGGCUCAAGCAGGAAAACCAUAAACUCAGAGACCAGAACGAUGAUCUGAACGGACAGAUUCUCAGUCUCAGCCUUUACGAGGCCAAAAACCUGUUCGCUUGUCACACCAAGGCCCAGUCACUGGCAGCAGAGAUAGACAAUGCCUCCAGAGAUGAGCUGGUUGAAGCUUUGAAAGAACAAGAGGAGAUCAACUUCCGUUUAAGGCAGUACAUGGACAAGAUCAUCCUGGCUAUCCUCGACCACAACCCCUCCAUUUUAGAGAUCAAGCAUUAGGCUCCUGAGAGCGGAUAGAGGACUCGGAUUCGGCAGAGAGCUCCCCCUUCAGACCAGGGGUGUGAAACGCACCGCUUCUGCCCCCUUACAUCAUGUUUUUACAGAGCAAAGUUGCUGUGGAAAUGAUCGUGUGUCUCUCAUGUGCUCCGUCUCACACACGUGGGUCACGGUUUCCGUCACUACUCAUGUCAUCACGCUGUGCGUUUAGGCUGUAGAAAUGACAAAAACAAGUGAUGAAACUGGAAUCUAGAGUAGAAGUGUACUUUUCACUCUCAGUUAUAUACACACUACCUCUGAGUAUAUACAACUCAGUGUUGUAUUCUACACGUGAACAAAACAAGUAGAAUUACAUGGAAUAUCACACGAUCACGCCAUAUAGGAGAGCUAUAUGUGCACCCUAUGGCAUGUGGGGUUUAUUAAUAUUAUUUGAGCAUUUAUUCAGCCCUCAAGAAUCUCUUUUAAAGUGCUGUUCGUCUAUAAAGUCUUAACAAUCCAGCACUGAACCAAUGAAAGAAAUACUGUAAUCAGCAGAUAAGGGAACUUCUGUUGAAUACAUACAUUGUGGCCUGCUGUGGAAAUAAUAACAAAACCACGUCAGUCCAUCCUGAGAUACACUGCUGUUAAUGGCUGAUGCUUUUAGUUGGGCUGAAAUGAUCUUACAGCUUUUAACUAAUAACUCUGUACUGACCAUCAACAUCUUUUGACUGAGGGGUAACUUGUAGAGAAGCACAAGUGAACUAUGCGAGUACAGACGACAUUUGUAUAAUAUAGUAUAUAUACAUAUAGAAAGAAAACUCUAUUGAAAAUGUGAAAAAGAAAGGUUUAUUUUUUUGAGAAGUUUGGAUGAAAUGCUCCGCCGAAGUUUAGGGGAGAGGUGGAUGUUAUACGUAAUGAGUGAGAGGUUGAAGUCUUCUUGUUUAACAAGAACUACAAAAGCCCACAAAUUAUGGCUAUAAUACAUUAUGAAUAAAACAUUAUGAUCAGUUUUUUAACGCUCUAUUCAUCAAGAAUCCAUAAAAAGAAUUAAGAAAUGUUUCUCGAGAAGAAAACGAGCAUAUUGGAAUGACUUUCUUGAAGUCUGAAAGCUGUAUUUUUGAUCAAAUAAAAUGCGGCCUUGGUGAGAAAAAGAGACCACUUUCAAAAAUAUGAAUACGAAACUUUUUUUGUUUUGGUCUUAGUCUCUUGGAAGAUAUUGUACAUCAGUGCCAUGGGUAAAGGAAGCUGCACAUUUAAUAAAAGUGCUUGAACUGUGCAUCCCAUGAAUGUAUGACCACGCCACAUGCCACAGCGUUCUGUAUUCCCAUAUUACCAUUUUCCAGAUUUAGCUAGUCUACUACUAUGUGAAUCAGUAUUUUAAAUUCUUGUGUAGUUUGGGAAAGGAGCCAAUACUGCUACAUGCUCGAUUGUCACAAACUAGUUUUGCUUUGUUGCACAACUUGUACUGAAUCUGUUUCUUUGCAUGGUCUUAAUCUCUUUCUGUUGGUGUCCUUUAUUUGGAAUGUAACGAUUAAUGUUUCGGUUGUUUCAAUAACUAUUAAUCCGAUCGGUUAUAGAGGAACUUUUAUAUCUUUCUGUUCUCUUUGUGUUGUAGCAUUUUUCACUCAUUGUAAAUGUUGUACAGAAACUAGUUAAUAUUUGUAUUGAUGUGCCACUCAUCAACCUUAAUGAAUAAAGGAAAGGCUGUCUUUUAUACAGUUUUAUGACAAAUGAGCAGUUAGACAUGCAAUUAAGUAAUGUAUAAAUCAUUUGUAACUGUUGAAAUGAAAUGAUAUCACACCUUGCUCAUCGGUGCUGAUGUCACAGACAAGACUCGUUCUUCAUUAUCUACCUAAAAAAAGGAAAUUUGAUUUGGAGCAGUCACUUCUGAACAAACACCUAUAUUAAAAAUGUAAUUUCAUAUAAUUUCCGUUGGAUGACCCAUUCACAGCAACAAUAUCAUUUUUGCACAUUUUACGUGUUGUGCUGUGUCUGUGUCCACUGUUACAGGUUAGACGUAACACAGUUUGACAGUUCUCUGUGGGUCAUGGUUUACAAAACCCAUUUUUUGUUGUUUAUGCCUUUUUUGUUGUUUUAGAAAAAGAUAGACCUUUCUUUUGUCCAGUGUGUGGGUAUGUAACUAGAUUACUAUUACUCAUUCAUAUUUACACAAGUAGAAAGGAGACAAGUGAAAAAGCUUUCAGAAAACUCAAUAAUAGUUUAAAAGCCUCAAGAGUUAUGACAAAUUUGAAAUGUACAAUAAAUGAAUUGUUUUGGCAUGACUUAAAA
Molecule: messenger RNA, 4261 nt
Organism: Puntigrus tetrazona (Sumatra barb)
Lineage: Eukaryota; Metazoa; Chordata; Actinopteri; Cypriniformes; Cyprinidae
Gene: rab11fip4a
Product: RAB11 family interacting protein 4 (class II) a
Exons: 15
Coding region: 131-1996 (621 amino acids)
Biological process (GO): regulation of cytokinesis; regulation of DNA-templated transcription; endocytic recycling
Cellular component (GO): endocytic vesicle; recycling endosome membrane; midbody
Molecular function (GO): DNA-binding transcription factor activity; calcium ion binding
Source: RefSeq, a predicted model, not a curated record